AUAUAUCUUAAUUUUCUCAGUUCAGUUCGAGAAGCGGUGUUGUGCACCUGCUUCGGCCAUUUUGUUCCACCUGAAUUUAGACUUUAGGGAAAGAUGACGUCCCCAAUUCUUAUGCAGCCGACUGGGGAAGUCUGGAAGCAGAUCAGGAUAGAGCUGAAUGAGAAUGUGGACACCAGGGACCAGGACCUGGCCCAUAUCAAGGAGUGGCUGAAGAAGCAGCCGCACCUCCCGGACGAAUGGGAUGAAGGCCGCAUUAUGACCUUCCUACGAGGCUGUAAAUUCUCUCUGGAGAAGACUAAGCGCAAGCUGGACAUGUACUUCACCAUGAGAGCAGCGUGCCCGGAGUUCUUCAACGACAGGGACAUCACGAGGCCGGAGUUUAAAGAACUGCUGGAGAAGGCACAAGGGCCGCCCCUGCCUCGUAUAACCCCAAGUGGUCGUCGGGUCACUAUCGCAAGAGCUGUCGACCCAAACGUUGAUGCGGCACAAUUGGUGAAUGUCUUCAAAGUCGCUCUGAUGAUUGGUGAUAUUAGACUGAAGGAAGAAAAAGAAGGUGUUGGCGGCGACGUGUACAUUCUGGAUGCUUCUAAAGCCGUGUCUCCGAGCAACCUGGCCAAGGUCUCUCCGGCAUUGCUGAAGAAGUUCUUGAUCUGUGUUCAGGAAGCCUACCCAGUGAAACUGAAAGAGGUCCACGUAGUGAACGCCUCUCCGUUAGUGGACAAGAUCGUAAGCUUGGUCAAGCCGUUUUUGAAACAGAAGCUUAGGGAGAGGAUAUUUAUCCACACAGACAUAAACACGCUUUAUGAGUACGUGCCGAAGGAUGUUCUUCCUGAAGAGUAUGGUGGAACCGGCGGGUCCCUUUCCGAACUGUGCAAGCUCUGGAUCCAAAAAUUGGAAGAAUAUGGCGACUGGUUCAAAGAACAGGAGUCUAUCAAGGCAAACGAGGCUCUGCGGCCAGGGAAACCCACCAACUAUGAUGAGCUUUUCGGCAUCGAUGGCUCUUUUAGACAACUAUCCAUAGACUAAGGAAUAAUGCAAUUAGUACUGUUAAGAUUGAACAGAGAUGAUGGUUAUUAAAAUAAGUUCGUAUGUGAGUUUAUUGCGCUGUAACAAAUGUUACUUUAAACAAUCUGUAGUUAUCAUUUAAUCAUUUGUUCCUUAAAUGUUGAUUUGUAUUAAUUCUUUACACACAUUUAACCAGAAAAGGCCAUAGACCGUAUUUCCCUAUUCUAUAUUCCUGUGCACCAAGCAGUUAGUUCUUGACAUCAGACUGAUAUUCAAAGUUUUUCUUCCUUUCAUAACUUUCAUCUGUUGAUAAAUCUUCAGAUAAACUUUUACGUUAGUCCUUACAUCCUUUCUCUUUUUUGUAAUUUUUUUUUACUCUUUGCUUUAAAUCCUCCUUUAAAUAAUCUCGGUGGCUUCGUAAAAUUAUAAAUCAUGUUUUUAUAUUUCUACGUUUUAUAGACAGAAUUUUUUCAAAGAAAUUAUAUAAUCACAAAACCAAGCCUUAUUUGAAAAUUCAGAAAGAUCGGCAAAAUUAUUAUUUAGCAUACACUUUGAUAGUCAGUAAGUACAUACAAGUAAAACAUGAAAUCUUGGGUCAUCUAACGUCCAUAAGGAAGGCGAGAAAAGAUUUGUUUAGGUUCAUGAGACGACAGUGGAUGAUAAAUAUAUUUUGAUGGCUUUUCAAACCUAAAAAGCAGUAUUUCCUGUGCUGUUUCCGGUAAAAUUACUUACAAUAAGUUUAAGUGGCACCUUUGCUUUCUUAUAAGUGGGAGAAAAGGGUUUUAUUUUACGAUUCUUCCAAACGAGUGUGAUACAUAAUUAUAGUUUACUUUAGUUUUAAACUUGUAACAGUUUUUAAAAUAAAAUAGAUGAAAAAUU
Messenger RNA from Amyelois transitella, 1884 nucleotides. RefSeq names its product alpha-tocopherol transfer protein-like. Lineage: Eukaryota; Metazoa; Arthropoda; Insecta; Lepidoptera; Pyralidae. The record is from RefSeq and is a predicted model, not a curated record. Gene Ontology annotation, cellular component: membrane. The transcript is spliced from 8 exons. Gene Ontology annotation, molecular function: phosphatidylinositol bisphosphate binding. The coding region runs from base 94 to 1026 and encodes 310 amino acids.